Molecule: messenger RNA, 5794 nt
Organism: Phacochoerus africanus (Common warthog)
Lineage: Eukaryota; Metazoa; Chordata; Mammalia; Artiodactyla; Suidae
Gene: MARCHF8
Product: membrane associated ring-CH-type finger 8
Exons: 8
Coding region: 730-2445 (571 amino acids)
Biological process (GO): immune response; protein polyubiquitination; antigen processing and presentation of peptide antigen via MHC class II
Cellular component (GO): cytoplasm; early endosome membrane; lysosome
Molecular function (GO): MHC protein binding; ubiquitin protein ligase activity; zinc ion binding
Source: RefSeq, a predicted model, not a curated record
AUGCAUCACGUGACGGGCCAGUCGGCGUCCUCCCGCGGAGGGGUGUAAACAGGCGUCGCGGUGGCCCAGCUGCAGCCUUGCUGCGUCCGCAUCUCCCGCAUGCUCCAGGCGGGCGGGGGCGACCCCGCAGCGAGCUCAACGCCCACCUGAGGUAACUCCUGCGGCCUCCAGUUCUGCUUUCCCGGUGCGGCGCUCUGCAAUCGCUGCCCGCCGCUAAGGAGGCCGGCCGAGCCCCCGGCCACGGCAGGGGGUGUGGCUGCCGGCUGUGCCUUCUGCGACAGGUGGGCCCAUCAGGGCAGCUGCCCAGACCCUAGCUCCGCACUGCCUUCCGCGGCAGAAAAGCGAUAGCGACCCUGGGCCGUGGGUUCUUCCCCCCCGGCUCUCUAAGGCUGCCCUUGGGCCAGGCCGAGCCGGAGCCGCAGGAGCCCUCGGGCGCUGAGGGCCGGGAGCUGCCAGCGUGGAAUCCCAGUUGAAGUCCUGUACCGGACGGGCUGUGAGAUCCUGGGCUAGUCAGCCCUCCCCUCGGCCUGAGUUUCCACAUUUGAAAAAUGAAAGUCUGGACUAGGUGAUUUGUGAGGACCUUCCCCUUCUGACGUGUGUGAUCUUGAGAGAGACUUGCAUACAUGGGAAGCUGCUAGAGCGAAAGCAUAGCUUGAAGUCCAUGGCCCAAAAUGACUCUACCAUUGGAGACUUUCUUCCGUAAAGAGGAAGACCAGACAGGAGGCUGGGAUGAGCAUGCCACUGCAUCAGAUCUCUGCCAUUCCAUCCCAGGAUGCCACCUCUUCUAGAGUCUACAGAAGUAAGACCAAAGAAAAGGAGAGGGAAGAGCAGAAUGAGAAGACUUUGGGACACUCCAUGAGUCAUUCAAGUAACAUUUCUAAGGCUGGGGGUUCCUCGGUGGCAUCUGCUCCAGUGUCCGCCUUCUCUCGCACCUCUGUCACGCCCUCCAAUCAGGACAUCUGCAGUUCCAGUGCAGUGUUUUCUGAGUGUUGUCACCACAGUCCCGUGCAGUCUGCUGUUGUCUUGAAAGCUCCUCCAUGCCAGAGUUCUCUGACGCAAGGGCUCACUGUGACAGUUGUCUGUCAAGACGCAGUACAGGUGUCAAAGAGAAAUUCCUGUGGUUCAGAGUGGGCCCAGGCCUUGAAGCCUACUAAGAAUACCAAAGCCAGAAGGACACUGAAGUUCUCAAAAUCCCUAAACGAUGUGGGUGAGAAGGCCCAGGACACUUUGGAAAGUUUUGACUAUGUGGAGAGAACUUGCUCUGAAGGGAAGUUGGUGCUCCCUCAAGACCCGUGUCUCAGAGGUAACAGGUUCCACCAGAAAGAGAAAAGAACGCUGAAUCGCAAACCUUUUGGCAAUUCCAAACGUUCAUGUGUUUCAUCCCUUUCUGCCAACCGUUCAGUGGCAUCAGAGGUGGGCGCUGGCAAGGCGGGCUUACACAUCCCGCUGCUAGACGAGAAGGCGGAUGGCGAGGCCGCAUCCAGAAGUCGGCGGCUGCUCCGGUACCUGCUCUCGCUCUCUCACGGUUUGAGCACCAGCAGCCUGCACCGGUUCCACGAGCUGCAGAGCUGCGCCCCUGGCCUGCACCCCACCAAGUCGUCCAGCGGGCUGGCGGGGAGUGCGGGCUUCUGCUCCGACGACAUGGGCGACGACGAUGUCUUUGAGGACAGCAUGUCCACAAAACUGAAGAGCAAGGUCCUACGGGCGCCCCUCUGCUCAGUGGAGAAGGACAGUGACCUGGACUGUCCUUCCCCUCUGUCUGAAAAGUACCCCCCCAUCUCUCCUGUAUCCACGUCAGGGGACGCUUGCAGGAUCUGUCACUGUGAAGGGGAUGAUGAGAGCCCUCUGAUCACCCCAUGCCACUGCACGGGGAGCCUCCAUUUCGUGCACCAGGCCUGCCUGCAGCAGUGGAUCAAGAGCUCCGACACGCGCUGCUGUGAGCUGUGCAAGUUCGAGUUCAUCAUGGAGACCAAGCAGAAGCCUCUGAGAAAAUGGGAGAUGCUGCAGAUGACAGCCAGAGAGCGCCGGAGGAUCAUGUGCUCAGUGACGUUCCAUGUCAUCGCCAUCACCUGUGUGGUCUGGUCCUUGUAUGUGCUCAUCGAUCGCACUGCUGAGGAGAUCAAGCAGGGGCAGGCAACAGGAAUCCUAGAGUGGCCCUUUUGGACUAAAUUGGUGGUUGUGGCCAUCGGCUUUACUGGUGGACUUCUUUUUAUGUAUGUUCAGUGCAAAGUGUAUGUACAAUUAUGGAAGAGACUCAAGGCUUAUAACAGAGUAAUCUAUGUUCAGAAUUGUCCAGAAACAAGCAAAAAGAAUAUUUUUGAAAAAACUGCACUAACAGAGCCCAACUUUGAAAAUAAAGAUGGACGUGGAAUCUGUCAUUCCGACACAAACUCUUCUUGUUGCACAGAACCUGAAGACACUGGAGCAGAGAUUGUUCACGUCUGACUGUGUGGAGGGUGUAGUUCUCCCGGACAUCCAUGGACAGCUGAAGGAUAUUGUUUACUGCCAAUCAUGUACCUUUUCUUAUGUCCUUUAAUAGCAUAGACUGGGCAGGGGACUAUUUUUAAUGGCUUCUCUUCUUUGAAACCCUCCUUAGUGACUCUCCUGGAAAACCCUCACGUCAGCCAUGCACGGCUGGCUUCCGCGGCUGCCAGCAUGGCUGCGGGAAGGGAACGUGGAGAACCCUGUGACCCCGUGCUGGAGGCUGGCUGUGUCCUGGCCUGUGAGCAGGGUGAGGAGUAAGAUGCCAAACUAAGGGAGGAGCAGGAGCAGGUGGCGCCUGGGCCCUGGAGCAGAGUAUUGGGCACAUCCGGCCGUGAGGAGAGGCCACCCCCUCACUAAGGAGAGCCCUGGGAGGCCACCACUGACACUUCCUGAGUGGACGGGGUUGUGGUGCUCUGUGUGUGCCGAUUCACUAAGCAAACAGCACUUUACAAAAAGAGAGUCUUUAUUUUGUAAUAAGUGUGUCCCAUGAGGUUGACACAGAAGAGAACAUCUCACGUAGAAACCUUCCCUUCAUGACCCCAAUGAUCUUUUUCACAAUGUAAUAGAUCUGAAGCCCUUUUUGCCUUAUAUAUGCUAAGAAACAUGACAUCCAUUCCGUGUCCAUCGCAAGGGACUUGUAACUAUAAAGCAGGACAAACAGAUCUGAGGCUUUUUCAUUAACAUUUCACGAGAAUUAAUGGAGACUAAAGGGCAACUUGAGCAUAAUGCCUAUGGCCUGUUUUAUGCCUAGUCUUUGUGUCAUAGGCCUGCCCUGAACAUACCUUUUUGGUCAGCCCUGAAGAGGAAGGGUUCAUGAGAUCUAAAUGAAAGGCAAGGAAGUGAGUGACUAGAACAAAACUGAAUAUUUAAAAACUAUUCCUUUACAGACAAAUCUCUCUGGUUUGUGCUGGCUCCACGCUGAAGGGGUAAGCUUGCAUCCCCCGGGUUGGGGCUCCUGGGUGCUUGCCACUCGGCCAGCCCCUGCUCCUGGCAGAUUCUGUGGAUCACUGCCCAGGGCCGAGAGGCAGAGGGGCUGGCUCCAGGGCGCGGGCCAGAAGUGAGCAGUACGCUGUCGGGGUCCACUGUGUUCCUGCCCCAGUCACACCUCCGCCCAUUAUCGCCUUAACUGGACUGAACAGAGAGGAUACUUUGGGGCCCCUGGCCCUGCCAUCAGUCCAUUCUAUCAUCAGGGAUUAUCUCCUGUACCAUUUUUCACAAAACCAAAAUCACUACCAUCGAAUGGCCUUUUUCCCUUCAACGAGUAUGCUAAAAAUUCUGUUUUUAAAGACCAGUUUCAUCCUACCAGGCACAUGAGUCAACUCCAGGAAGACGGUGGGCGGGGGUCUGCAGUAUAACAUGAGUGUGGGGGGUGCUUCCUCUCCAGGCGGUGAGGUGCUCGGGGCUCCAGCCCUCAGUCCUCUGAGCUACAGGUGCUUCAUCUGCCCUGUUAAGAGGAUGAAGCAAACACAAGAUGAUUCCUUGCCUUUCAGAGUGGAAGCCCCCUGGUUUGUUUUAAAAGCCAGGUGGAGGGUCUCUAAGCUCUGGAGGAGGGCUUUACCCUGCCAUGGCUUCUCUGGCUAGGCAGGUCCUGUCCAGCCACAGCUGAUCCCUGGAAAUAGGCCAGCGUGCCCUGUCCAUCUCCCAGGCCACAUCCAGCCCUUGCCUGUGCUCACUGUGCCCCAAAGUGCAAUUAGCUACACCCCUUCUGAGCCUGGGGACACCGAGCAGCUACAGACUGUCCACUCAGGAGAGCUCAAUUCCAGGUCAGCCCCACCUGGGGGAUCUGCCCAGGCAAGGUCCCUUGUCCCUGCCCACUUCUCAUGGAGGAUGAGUGGUCAGGGAAAGACUGGGAUAGAUUUUUUAAGUGGGAAUCCUUCCCCUUCCCCCCAGCGGAACCCCUGAUGCUGGGCUUGAAAAGCACCGAGGCUUCAUGUAGAGAGGAAAGUGUGCAUGGGUGCGGCUGGCUCCUGGGCUGCCCGCUCGCUGUGGCUGGCGCCACCUGUGGCAGAGGUGCCUUUAUAACCAUGACUGUUGUGUUGAUCCCAUGCCCAGCCAGACUCUCACGGAAAACCCUCACCUCUUUUCAAGAAGAACCUAUACCAUCUCAUCAUCUCUGGCACAACUCCUGAAAGUGUCUGCCUGUGGACAGUCUGUCCUGUGACCAUCUCUUCUUUCCUGGGAUGGUACAUGGCUACUCCCUUGCCUUUCUCAUUUCUCAAAGGUGCUGUGGAGCACCUCUGACCCCAUACUUAGUCCCAGAGCUAAUCUCUCCUGCACAGGGACUAACAGGGAAGUGUGAAGCCCUGGUGAGGUUGUGCUGUGCUGUCCUCUAGCGGGGGCUGAGGCUCUGCUAGGCCUUCCUUUAAUCUGCGUGAAUUUGCCCUCUAGGUUUUUUGCGGGAUUGAUUAUUCCCCAUUUUCUCCUCAUUUUACGCCUGGCUUUAGUGGGAAGCUGGCACUUGGCUGGACCAUGUAGAAAUGUAGGAUGAGCUUGCAGGUCUCAGGGAGGGUCAGGAGGGCUGGUAUUUGUGGAAAGGGAAGGAGGAGGCCAGGAGGAGAGGGAAACAGCUCUGGGGUGUCGCCAACCAGCCAUCUCUGAUUUGGCCUCUGCCACCCCUCAGAUUACAGUUCAGCUGAAGGGCUCUUGUGCCCGAGUUUAAGAUUCUCCUGAAAACUGAAGAAGGUCUUUUCCUACUUUAGGCCUCUAAUGUCUCUUCCUUUUCAGUCCACUCUUUUCAAUGUUAUGGAUCCAGUUUCCAGACCUGCGGGUAUACCCUGCCUGGCUGCAGACAUACUGGCCCCAAGCAGGGUGGUUCAAGAGCCUUAGGUAAUGCCUGAAAGGGUUCGAGCUGCCCCUGCCGCCUGGUGGCCCAGCUGUAGAGCUGUAGAGCCCAGCAGGGUAAAGAUCCACCAUGCUAUGGAUCUAGCCUCAUGCAGAUACACUUUUGAGAUACUUUUCCUCUUGAUUUGAAAUAUUCAGCUUCCUAAGGAAAGACUGAAGCAUAAGGAGAUAAAAGAAUUUGUCUUUGUUUUGCAGCGCAUCACCUAUUUAGAUGCAAUGUUUAUAGAAAGUCGAUUGUUAAUAAAGACCAAAUUUACACUGGCAUGUGUGGUGUAGUUUCUAAAAAGCACUUCACAUUUGAAGUUUUUCUUAACUUAGAAAAUUUCUAGGUGAUUAAAUGUCUAGUUUUGUAUCCUUUUGUGUAUCUUCACUGUCUCUCAGUAUUAUUGCUUGAAUAAUUCUCUGUAUGGGGGUCGUUUGUGCUAUACACAGAAGUGUCUACAGCAAUAAAACAUUUCUUUAAAAAGGC